GUAUAUAUAAAUAAAGAAAAAUUUUUCUGACCUCAGAAUCUCUUAUCUAUCCCCUUCAUUCGAUUUCCCCCCGUCUACAUCUUCUUCGAUUUCUCGCCUCUUUCUCUUUUCCCCCUAUUCCCAUGGCUUCAUCAAUAAACCAACUCCUCCCCUUCUCACUCAACCAAACUACCCCAUGCCCCCCUUUCCCCCUCUCCAAAUACACUACACUAACGAUUCCCGGGCACGGUGGCCCAGCGAAGCUCCGUCUAGGGUUUCGCUUUCCGAUUUCAGCUCCGAGGUCUUCUCCAUCAAAUCAAGCCCUUUAUACCGAUUCCGAUGACGAUGGCGUUUCUCUUGGAACCAUGAAGCUUCCCGCCGAUACCGAUAUUACCCUAUUUCAGACCUUAUUGUUUCAGUGGGCUAAUAGUCUCUGCCAAGGAGCCACUCUACCUCUCCCUGUUCCUCUCCAGAUAGAUAAAGUGGAAGGUGGAGUUAGAUUGGGUUUUAUUAACGUGGUGGAUGGGAAGACAGAGGUCUUUGCGUACAUAGACUGCCUGGUUUACCCUGCGUCCGAGCGAACCGGACCGGUUUUCCGGGCCACAAGAAACGGACCGCUCAAAUCAAAAAUUCCUCCUGGAGAGGAGAGGAUUAUGAGAAGCCUACUCCAAGCCUUGCAGAAAUCCGUUGAAAUUGCAAGGCUUUAGCUACUUCCUUCAAUUUAUAUUUUUCGGUGUACUAAAA
Messenger RNA from Phalaenopsis equestris, 723 nucleotides. RefSeq lists its product as uncharacterized. The record is from RefSeq and is a predicted model, not a curated record. The coding region runs from base 123 to 686 and encodes 187 amino acids. The transcript has 3 exons. Gene Ontology annotation, cellular component: chloroplast thylakoid membrane; chloroplast stroma. Lineage: Eukaryota; Viridiplantae; Streptophyta; Magnoliopsida; Asparagales; Orchidaceae.